AUGCUAAAACACUUAUUCAAGCGGCAAACAUCAAAGGAAAUGCGGGAAAAACCGAAGGUUUUGGUUGAAAAGUUUGAAAAUAUAAAAAUCGUUGAAGAAAAAAUAGCAAAUGCUACUGGAAAUGAUGAAGCUCGUAGUAAAUUUGAUCAUUUUGAUGAUUCAGUGGAAGAACAUCGUGUAUUUAAUGGUUCUGCUGAUUCAAUGGUAAGUUAUAGUGUUUUUAAUAAAAAUUGAUUUAUUUUAAGUUUUAAAAUGACGUUUUUUGUUUUGAGUAUUAUUAGGUUGUUCAAAAAGUUAUGAGCCGUCUUGUAGCAAAUUUAUUAUACGUUUCUUUCAUAUAUCGUCUUUUCCUCAACUUAUUAUACGUAUCUUCCUUGUAAUGUAAUGUUAUUUCAGGCUCAAAGCUCAUCUGCUGCUCCUUCAGAAGUCGAAAAUCAUAAUAACAAUCAAGAGAACCUUCCACAAUUAAAAUGGCACCGAGAUUCUUAUAGUCCGUCACACAGCCCUAGGAUAAAUGAAAUAAAGGAAGAGCAUUACCCUCUGGUUCAUCCAAUGCAUCUAAAACAAUUUGCUCACAAAACUGAAGUUAAAUUUGAUCAUCCUAUCGAUUAUUUGAUCAACUGGCACGAUACUCAUGAUUGUUGUGGCAUGGUUAAGUCUGAAGAUGACUUGGAUGAUAAAGUGCCUAUUGUCAUUAGACUUGGAGGGUAUUGGUGUGAUAAGGCUGUUAGGACGUUGUAUGUUGGAUGCACGGUACGUGUGAAGUCGUUCUACAGAGUUGGAGCUUUGGGAAACAAUCGAGAAGAGGCUGAGAUUGUGUCGAGUCCAAGCUGCAUUUCUAAAAUUAUGUUUUCAGGUAAUUUAUUGUUUUAGCUAAAAAUCGAAUUCAAAAGCUAUAUUUUUAUUGUAACAGAUUCUACUAUUCUUUUAUCAAUGCAACGAUUUCUGUAAUACUUAUAGCAAAUACAACUUUUCAUAUAACAUUUUAGGCAUUCCAGCUCCGACUGGAUUUGCGGCCGAAUGGGCAGUAAUCCAUAAGCCUAAAAUUACUCGCACAUUGGGCAUGGUAACUGAAGACAUGUCAUUGGAAAACAAGGCUGGAACUAUAUUGAAUGGCUUGGUCAGAGAUUACGAAUUCAACGAAGAAUUAAUGGUUUGUCAUGAAAAAUGGCCAAUUCCACAAAUUAAAAAAGUACCAGAGUAUGGGCGGACUGUGGUCAUCAAUUAUGUUGAGGUAGGUUGGGAUCUGCGGUGGAAAAAAAAUUUGUUGAGUUAAAUAUUUUUUUUAGAACUUCCAUUUUUUUAAAGUAUUUUCUUAUUUUCAAAUUUUUUGACAUUUUUAACCCCAAAAGCAUCCUUUUUAACCCUAUUUUACCCCUUUCAACCCAAUAAUCAGCCCCAAAAGGAAAGGGAAAGAAAAGGAAAGAGGGGGAGUCGUGUACGCCCAUAGCCCGUUGAACGCACGUCAUCCCGUCCGAUCUGGCAAGUUAAGCAACGGUGCGCUUGAUUAGUACUUGGAUCGGAGACGUCCUUGGAAUCUCAAGUGGCGUACGCAUCUUUUGCACGUUUGACUGUGUAUAUUUCCAAUUUUUUGCUAAAUUAUAUUUUUCGUUAUUUUUUUGGGUAAAACGACAUGACUUUGUUAAGUUUUCGGUAUCCUUUUUUUCAAAAAACUUCGAAAAAUUGUUUGAAAUAAAAUUUUUAGAUAGACGAGCCCCAUUCCGUGUAUCAAUGCAGAGACAAAGGAUUAUUAAUGCCCGCCUAUAUGGGUGGUUAUAACGAUGCCAAUUAUCAUGACAAUACUCAAUUUUUUGCUUGGAUUGAUCUUACUAUGGAACCUAGACAGUUCGAUAGUUGUUAA
Bursaphelenchus okinawaensis is the source of this 1861-nucleotide messenger RNA. The record is from the annotation of a GenBank genome assembly. NCBI's taxonomy places the organism in Eukaryota, Metazoa, Nematoda, Chromadorea, Rhabditida, Aphelenchoididae.